UCGCAAUGUCAGUUUAUGAAUAACAAAUUAUGUUGACAGAACUGUCUGUGUACUACGUUACAGUAAGUAGAAAUUUACACGUUAUUUUACGGUUCGUUACUUUGUUCGGUUUAAUAACAAUAAUAAAAAAUUGUCCGCCACUAUGCUUCCACGAAAUUACUUUGCAAUAAUGUGCCGCGAUGAUGUAAUGUGAAAAUUGAAAAAUGAGAAGCUUCACACACGCCGAUGAACGCUAUCCGUUGCUCAUGUUUGUUGGCGAUGAAGAAGAUAGAACCACUUCCACCACCAACAAGAGGGGUAGAUUUAGGAAUAUCAGUGCUGGAGCAGCUUCCGUAAUGAACCAGUGGCCAGGUCACAUCACAUCAUGUUGGUUAACUACCCUUCUCGUUACUAUUGGUUCUACCCUUGUGGCUAUAUUAAUUAUACUCUGGGCCGUUCGUAAUGGAGUAAUAUUGGGACCAUAUUGUGACAAAUCUAAAAUGGCAAAUAUCGAAAACGGAACUGUUCACUUAAUUCAUGACUUUUUCCCCUGGUGCCAGGAGCAAUUAGAAAUAGUCGCAAAAAUAGCCAAAACUUACCCAGAUUGGAACAUAGAAUUGAUUUUAAUAAAGAACAUGAACGAUAUCACAGAUGAUCGUGACGGUGUGUCUAGUUUAAAAUAUUAUAGUAACAUAAGUAGCAGUAGAAACGGAACUGGCAUAUCGUCAAAAAACGGUACCAUAAGUGCAGUUGCCAGUUGGAGUGAUUAUGACAAACUGGGAAAUCUGGUGCAAGUCAGCGAGAAAAGUAACAGUGCAACUGGAUACUUGAAGAUGCUAUUUCAUAUAAAGCGGACCAACAAAGAGAAUUGCGAACAUUGUUCUUCAUUUCAGGACGUGGAGCAAUUAGUACAGCAAUAUCCUUUCGUCAAAAUAACGUGUACAACGUUUGAAGACAUUUUUCAAAACACCCCAUUGUACUUUACAUGGCAAAACCUCAAUUUGAAAACGAAAAUUUUCGCAGCCAGAGUUUUGUACCUGUGGGAAGACGCUGGAGUCACUUAUGAAAUACCUCAGCUUGUCACAGACGAAAUAGAAGACUAUAACCUAACAUUAAAAAAUAGAUCAUUUUCCGUGUCUCCCUGCAUUGAUUACAAAAGGGAACCCUUGAAUCCAGAAGAGGCCCAGCAUCUCAGAAAAAUAAAUCUAGUCGAAAGGUUCAUACGGAACGGAAACAAAUCUUUUAAAAGUAUUCCAACAGGCGUUGUGACGAUUGACGACGAAGGAGUCCACAUGGAAACUAAGACUCCUUGUCAUGCAUUUUUAGGAGAGCUCAUUAUAAGGCUGAGGCAAGCUACCAAAGAUAGUCAUCCUAAAGACAUUAUGAUGAUGAGUUUGAAGAAGUUUUGCGUUAAAGGAGGAGUUCAGUCACAGUAUUGUCGAAAGUUUUGAUGAGUGCAGUUCUCAAGAACAAAAAGAACAAGUAUCUAACAUAUCUUAAAAAUAAUAAAAAAGACAACAAAUGAAAGUAUUGUUUAGUGUUUCGAUCAUCAUUAUCUGUGUUAUAGCUAACCAAAUAUUAUAACCUUAAAAGAUGCUAUUAGAAAAAAAAGACCAAAAGAAAAACCAGAUCGAUAAAAAAAAUAAAAAUAAUUGAUUGUAA
This is a messenger RNA of Agrilus planipennis (emerald ash borer), 1641 nucleotides long. RefSeq lists its product as uncharacterized. Bases 204 to 1430 code for a protein of 408 amino acids. NCBI's taxonomy places the organism in Eukaryota, Metazoa, Arthropoda, Insecta, Coleoptera, Buprestidae. The transcript has 2 exons. The record is from RefSeq and is a predicted model, not a curated record.